AUGGCGCCUCAAAUCGUCCUCAUGACCGGUUGUUCGGCCGGAAUCGGUCUCGCCAUGGUUCAACGUCUCGCUCGAGACCCCGAUCAGCGAUUCAUCAUCAUUGCCACGGUGAUUUCGAUGUCGGAGAAGAACGAUCUCGAGGACGCGGUCAAGGACGACAUUGACAGUAAAGUUUUCAUCAAAGAGUUGGACAUCACAAACGAUAGAAACAUCGCUGAGGUGGUCGCAGACGUCAUCAACAGUCACGGUCGCAUUGAUGUAUUAUUUAACAUCGCUGGAAUGAGCUUUGUAGGGAUUCCCGAAAGAGUCCCGCGGGAACAGAUCGACCGUAUUUUCAGUGUGAAUGUGACGGGGACUAUCAGACUUACCCAGGCAGUCCUUGCCCACAUGAAGAAGCGACGAUCCGGAAAGAUUAUCACCUUUUCAAGCUUCGCAGGUAGAAUUGUUCGAACACCAUCUAUAACCAGGGAUAAUGUCUUUAUUCACAGAGUCUGCUUGAUCGAACCAAAGGAGGUCAACACAGGCCUUUGGGACGGAAUGAAACAAGACAUGGAAUUAUUGGCAAACGAUGAAACUACCUCGGACGUUGAUCGCCGUCAACUACGUAUUACCCUGGCUCGAUCACGUGAAGGCGCUGCUCUAACUGUAAACGACGUCGUAGAUGCUGUGAUGACGAAUUGCUUGGACGUCGAUAAACCAGUGCUCAGACACCUGAUCGCUGGAGAAACAAAUGAUCUUAUUCAGAAAACUGCUUUGGAUUUGACUGGAGAAGCUGGUAUUGAUGCUUUAGGUUUCAAGAAUCUCCGCGACCAUAGCAAUAAUUCCCAAUAA
Messenger RNA from Strongylocentrotus purpuratus (purple sea urchin), 831 nucleotides. Its product is annotated as retinol dehydrogenase 8-like. NCBI's taxonomy places the organism in Eukaryota, Metazoa, Echinodermata, Echinoidea, Camarodonta, Strongylocentrotidae. Bases 1 to 831 code for a protein of 276 amino acids. The record is from RefSeq and is a predicted model, not a curated record. The transcript has 3 exons.